AUGCGUGUACCUCAUCCUCAUCCGCGUAUGGCCGAGGCGCGCAGGCGUCGCAUACUGGGAAUGGAGCCAGAGGACGAUGAUCUGCCAGAGGCUCAAAGGCCUUCAUACUCCCUUGAGACCGAGAUAACUUUUUCAGAAUCUCCGCAGUUGAGGUCACUGCGCAUGAUGGAUGAACAGCGUGUCAGAGCGCGCGAUCCCCUCGGUUUCGAAAGGCAACGAACAUCCAACGGCGAGGACGGUCCUCUGAUGCCACCAGUGCCCGAGUCGAGAGAUUAUGCUGUCGAUGUAAGAGAGAGACAGAGAGAAGUCCACCGGAUGCGACAGAUGGGACAAGAUCUUCGGAGAAUAGGACGAAGGAACCACGCGGCAACGCCCCCGUACACCGAUAGCGAUUUGGCUUAUCUGAGUAGAAUGGACCCUCCUAGGCUCUCUACGUCUUUGACUCCAGUUCUUUCGCCCUCUCACCAACCCACCCGACUCAGUGACUCCCCGCCCCGCCGAACCCUGGAGGAGCCUGAUAUCAGUUUCCCUUUCACUUUCAGUGGGUCAUCACAUACAGAAACCCCAGAAAGAGUUCAUGCGCUGAAUCAGACCGCAAGUAACCGGGAAAGAUUGCGAAGAUUGGCUCGACAGGCUCGGUUGGAUGGACUGGGUGAUCGAGACCGAAGUUUGAGCCCCGAAGGAGGUGCUGCUUGGGAUACGCUGCUUACAAGCAUUACACCCGAUCCUCAACCGCCAAGCGCGGGAUCAUCAUUUGUUUCCACUUCCGCAGCGGCAGCCGCAGCGACGUCUUCGGGGUCCUCUUCCACUAGAGCGGAGCACGAAUGUGAGGUAUCAGAUGGAUCGAACACCGAUGAUGAUGAGGAACCUUAUUAUAGGCUUCAAGAUUACAGCGGAAAUAGGAGAGACCGCUUUUGGAGAUCAUAUGCAGAAGUUGUUACUGCGAAUUUAGAUCGGGCUUCACGAAACGAGACGGACCACUUGACGAGAGCUUUCCUCCCAGAACUAUGGACGUCAUUGGGUUCCAAAGAUAGAUUCGGAGCUAUCUGGUAUUCAUGGACGGCUGGAUUGGGAGCAGAGAGGAGCAUUUCUGCUUCGGGAGAAACAACGAAUACGGCUUCCGCCCUCGCCAUCUUCCGCCGACCAGAUACCAGGCCAGCCAGCCCAACACCCGCCCCAAUCUACGACCCAGGCAAUACUAAAUCCUCUCAAUCCCGCGAUAGCGUGCGAUACCGCGGUUCGAAAACAAGGACCAGGUCCAUACACGCGAGCAUCCAUGGUUGGGAUGAGAUCCCCUACCUGCCAAAGCAUUCGACCUCUCCAGUCCUUCCUUUGAGACCCGUUCCUGCGGGCCUCGACGAUAUGGUCUCCCAUCCUCCCUCCGCGUCGGACCGGCAGACGAAUGGCAGAUCAGGAGGUAGCAACGGGCACGGGAGAGUAGAGAGGGCGCCGGGCACCCCGAGAAAAGAUGGCAGCGCGGGGAAGGUCGACAAGGCCGUUCAGGAUCCAGGGCUGAAGGACUACCGUCUAGGAGAAUGCUUAGGCAAGGGAGCUUUUGGAUCCGUUUACAAGGCUUUCAACUGGGGGACGGGAGAGGCUGUGGCUGUUAAGCAGAUAAAGCUUGGAGAUCUUCCCAAGAGCGAGUUGCGAAUGAUCGAGGCAGAAAUCGACCUUUUGAAGAACCUCCAUCAUGACAACAUUGUCAAAUAUUUAGGUUUCGUCAAGUCGUCAGACUGUCUAAAUAUCAUUCUUGAAUACUGCGAGAACGGAUCUCUACAUUCAAUAUGCAAAAGUUACGGAAAGUUCCCAGAAAACCUGGUCGGUGUCUACAUGGGCCAAAUACUUCUUGGACUUCAGUACCUCCACGACCAAGGUGUUAUUCAUCGGGACAUAAAAGGAGCCAAUAUUCUCACGACGAAAGAUGGCAAGGUCAAACUUGCAGAUUUUGGUGUUUCGACAAGCACACUUGCUGGAGCGGACAAGGAAGCACAGGUUGUGGGAACUCCAUAUUGGAUGGCUCCCGAGAUCAUCCAGUUAUCUGGUGCAACACCUGCGUCUGAUAUCUGGAGUUUGGGGUGCACUGUUAUUGAAUUGCUGGAAGGGAAGCCUCCUUACCACAAAUUGGCUCCUAUGCCCGCCUUGUUUGCCAUCGUCAACGAUGACCACCCACCGUUGCCAGAGGGAGUCUCGCCAGCUGCACGAGACUUUCUCAUGCAAUGUUUCCAAAAGGAUCCCAAUCUCAGAGUAUCGGCCCGGAAACUUCUAAAGCAUGCUUGGAUCGUAGGCUCUCGCCGGACUGAUGCUCCUGUCGCUAAACCCCCUGCCAAUUUUAGCGAAGCUGUUGAGGAGGUCAAGCAGUGGAACGAGGCGUUGAAAUCCCCAACAGGUGGCGGCUCUUUUCGUGCAUCAGCCAGAUCAACUGUUGCCAGUCCACCACCUACUAGACGAGAUCCUCCACUCCGUAACAUUCACAAUGACCAACAGGUGGCAGGGUUGAUUGCUCCAGCAAAAGGCCCACUUUCAUUAGCGAAGCCUAAAACUCAAGCGGAAGCUUUUCGUUCUCCAGAGACCACAGCCGAUGACAACUGGGACGAUGAUUUUGCAACUUCGAUAUCGCCGAGUGCUUUGCAUUUGCCUCAGUUCAAGCCACACGACAACUUUGGCGGCAUGUUUUCCUCUGACCGUCUCAAGGCAUUCGCGUCCUUUGACAUGACCAAUGAUGAGAACGAUAAUUGGGACAACAAUUUUGAAGGUGAUCUGGUUACUAUCAAGGCUCCACGGAAGCACGUGGAGCCCGAUAGUCACGAGCUAGAAACCAUUCGCCCAUAUCGAAUAAAGUCAACCGUUGUUACACAAGAUAUGAGACCAGCUCCGGCUCUCAAGCCUCCCUCGAGAAAGACUUCCAGAAGUGAUCCACCUCGACCGAAAUCUCCCGUCAAAGCUCAAGCAGAACGUAAAUUCGCUCUCCCUGAGAGACCUGCAACAAUGUAUCGGGAGCAGGCUGUUGAAGAUUACUCGGAUUUGUUCAUAGACAACGACAGUGUAUUCGACCGGCGACUGACUACCAUUAAGGAUGACGCCCUUUCACCAAAGCUCUUUCAUCCCUCCGAUCUCACAAGCCUUCCCCGAUCAGCUCAGCCAACAGCGGUCGUCAACGGGACUAUAAGAAGAAAACCCGCACCUCGGGAAGAGCAGGCCAUGCGCAGAACAAGAUCUUCAGUUGAAAUUCAGAGAUAUGCUGAAGACGAAGACGACGAGGACUUCUCGGAUAUAUUUGGUAAGAGCGAUGCCAUUGUAGAGAAGGAUGAGAGUGACCGAGGCUCCGAAAUUGGGGUCGGAGAGCUCAUGCUGCAAUCCAAACUCUCGAACAACUCGUGGCUUGGUGACGAGGACGAUGAGGACGACCCGUUCGCGUCGUUAGAGCAGGGCUUUGAUGAGAUGGAUCUGCAAGCCAACAUUGCUCGAGACAAACAUGCAAGACUUAUUACUUUAGUUGAGGGCUUGGUGAGCUCCUUGAAGGUGACUGAAGAACACGACACAAUUGCUGAUGUAUCUGAACAACUGCUUGAUGUUCUCUACGAGUCAGCUGAUGCAAAGAGCCUCAUUAUAAGUGCGCACGGAAUGCUCCCUAUCUUGGAGAUUCUGGAACCUUGCACUGUCAAAAGCCGGCAAAGUAUGAUACUGCGGCUACUGAAAGUGGUCAAUACGAUUAUCCUGAACGACGUCGAAAUCCAAGAAAAUCUAUGCUUCGUUGGUGGUAUACCAAUCAUCACGAAGUUCGCAGCGAGACAAUAUUCGAACGAGAUUCGAUUAGAAGCUGCUGCUUUUGUGCGGCAAAUGUAUCAGACAUCAACACUUACGCUUCAGAUGUUUGUCAGUGCUGGCGGUCUUAACGUGCUCGUCGAGUUUCUUGACGAGGACUAUGAUGAGGCCAGAGACUUGGUGUUGAUUGGUGUGAAUGGGAUCUGGAACGUAUUUGAGCUGCAGGGCCCGACUCCAAAGAACGACUUCUGUCGCAUCUUCUCGAGGAGCAAGAUCUUAUCUCCAUUGGCGUUGGUUUUGGACCGCGUUCUUGACGAGGACGACGAGCUUUCUGAACUGGUCGAGGGUCGAAUUGUCAACAUUUUCUACUUGUUCUCACAGGCAGAAAAUUACGUUAAGGAAGUUGUGGCAGACCGUGUGGUGUUGAAGCGCGUCCUGAAGGACCUCCGAAGAAUGACACCGGUCCAUCAAAUUACCAUGCUCAAGUUUAUCAAGAAUUUGUCUAUGUUGUCGACUACUCUUGAUAGCUUGCACUCUGCCAAUGCUAUCGAGCUCUUAAUCGACCUCUUAGGUUCGAGCAUGAAGAAGGAUACUGCACAUUUCCGAGAGAUCUCCAACCAAGUUCUCAAUACUAUGUACAAUCUAUGUCGACUCAGCAAAGUACGACAGGAAGAUGCAGCUAUCAAUGACAUCAUCCCAUUGUUACUUCGGAUCAUGAAGACCAAGAGACCGCCGAAGGAAUUCGCACUACCUAUCCUUUGUGACAUGGCUCAUUCUGGAAAGGUGGGAAGAAAAUAUCUGUGGCAAAACAAGGGCCUGCAGUUUUAUGUGACGCUUUUGGAAGACCAAUACUGGCAGGUCACGGCCUUGGAUGCCAUUUUUAUAUGGCUUCAAGAAGAGACCGCCAAGGUCGAGAAAUGUUUACUCGAAGGUAACUUUACAGAAGCUAUCGUCCAGUGUUUUAAUGCACCUAGAGCGAGUGCUUUCGAUAACAAUCUUCUCGAGCCGCUGCAAAAGCUUCUCCGACUCAGCUCACCUAUCGCUGCCUCCCUUGCUCGAUCAGAUAUGUUUUCUGGCAUUCUCCAGAAACUCAACCACAAGAAGGCAGUCGUCCGAUUGAAUUUGCUUCGUAUCGUCCGCAGCAUAUGUGAUACAAGUGACGAAAUAGCUGGCAACGUCCCGAACCACGGUUUAUUCGAGGCCAUUCAGCGUCUAGCCGACGGCGACAAUGCUGUGUUGGUGCGAAACAUGGCCAGCGAGCUCGUAAAAGCGAAUCUGGACAGAGACUCGGAUUGUGGAAGUGGUGCUCGCCCACGUCCUGGUCAGAUUCGGCGGACAUUCACACCGCCUUCACUACAAAACAGUGCAUCGAUGCCCCUCACACCGACUCACAUGAACCGGUCAAAAUCAACUUUUAUAGAAGGAAACGUAACACCCCGUCGCAUGGCCGCACCGUCUAGCGGCACCGAUUCAAUGAUUUACCGCCCGAGAAGUAGAGAGGGUCCUCAGACGGUUCGGCGAACGAGCGCUGAGAUGCCCAACAACUCUUCAUUGGGAAAAAGCCGGUUACCUCGUACAUCCAUGGCCCGUGGAUCGAAGUCCUCGUUGGUUAACGUGUCGGGCGGCGAUGGACCAACAUCGACCUCAGCAUCUAACCGAAGAGAGAACGGUAACGGUGUACGUCUUACGAGGCCUCAAUCACGUUCUGGAGCUUCGUCUGCACCUGGGCCUGCAAAUGGCGGAACAGCGCCCCUACUCAACUCGAAACGCAGGGCACGACAACCGAGUGGGGAGAUCAAGUGGUCUUGA
This is a messenger RNA of Drepanopeziza brunnea f. sp. 'multigermtubi' MB_m1, 5571 nucleotides long. RefSeq lists its product as uncharacterized. Gene Ontology annotation, molecular function: protein kinase activity; ATP binding. The record is from RefSeq and is a predicted model, not a curated record. NCBI's taxonomy places the organism in Eukaryota, Fungi, Ascomycota, Leotiomycetes, Helotiales, Drepanopezizaceae. Gene Ontology annotation, biological process: protein phosphorylation.